GUUUCUCACCGGAGCAGGAAGUAGCCGUGUCACUGACUUCCGGUUAGCAUGGUUAGCCGGUUGCCAGAGCGUGUCCAGGUGUGUUGUGAGUCUGCGCAGCAACAAUGUGUUCCGUUGAGCCUCUGAGAGAGUUUAUCAGAGAGAGACUAACUGCUGCUGCUGAAGAAAUCUUCACCCAGCUGGAAAAAACCAUCGUCCAGUACGAGGAGGAGAUCGACCGGCAGCGGAGGCUGCUGGACCUCAGCUGGAGACCCCGAACCGAGCAGAACCCCGCAGGUAGGUCCGGUCCGGCGGGGGCAGCGGGCUGCUUCUGGACUCAAGUUAGAACCGGCCUGAAAGGCCUCCAGCAGCAUCGUCUCUGCAGUCAGAAGGACGUUUCCACCCAGAACCGGGAGAGGAUCUCUGGACCGGAACGUCUGAAUGAGGAACCAGAACUUCUGCGGAUCAAGGAGGAGCCAGAUGAUGAGUGCAGCAGCCCGGAUGAGGUGCAGGUUGUCCUGAAGGAGGAGGCCGAUGUCGGUGAGGAACCAGACCUUGUUGGUUUGGACCCAACCAGAGCCCAGGACUUCCCUGGAGUCACUCUGGAGGCUGAAGAACAGGAAGGAACCAGCAGGAACAAAGAGCGGCGUCCAGGUAGAGAGGCUAGAACUCCCAAAACGGAUCAGAACCAGCACUUCUGUACAACCUGCUCUAAGGGUUUCAGCCAGAAGCGCUAUCUGACCAAACACCUGAGGGUCCACGCCGCAGAGACGCCCCUCACCUGCCCCACCUGCAGCAAGAGCCUGAAGAACCAGCUGAGCCUGACAGUCCACCUGAGGAGCCACUCAGGUGAGAAACUGUUUCCCUGUGCUGCCUGCGGGAGGCGCUUCACCCACCAGCUCAGCCUGAGUCUCCACCAGAGGGUCCACUCAGGUGAGAGGCCAUACAGGUGCCAGGUGUGUGGAAGGAGCUUCCUAAGCAGCAGCAACCUGACGUGUCACCUGAGAACGCACACAGGUGAGAAACCCUUCCAGUGUCUCACCUGUGGGAAGUGCUUCAGCCAGAGGGACAACCUCAAGAGACACGUGAAGAUCCACCGUGGAGAGAAGCCGUUCCGCUGUCCCACCUGUGAGAAGAGCUUCUACCAGAAAGGUCAGCUGACGGCCCACCUGAGGUCUCACAGCAGCGACCGGCCGUUCCCCUGCGCUGUCUGUGGGAGGGGCUUCUGCGAUAGCCAUGAUCUGUCCACUCACAUGAGGACCCAUACGGGUGAGAAGCCGUUCCCGUGUCUCACCUGUGGAAAACGGUUCAGUCAGAGAGGGAAUCUAACCAUUCACAUGAGGACACACACAGGCGAGAAGCCCUUUGAAUGUCUGACCUGUGGAAAGAGUUUCUGCCAGAAAGGCAACCUGACGGCCCACCUGAGCACCCACAGCAGCGCCAGACCCUACGCUUGUCGUGUCUGUGGGAAGGGCUUCAGCGAACGCUGCGACCUGUCCACUCACAUGAGGACCCACACAGGUGAGAAACCCUUCCAGUGCCUCACCUGUGAAAAGAGCUUCAACAAUAAGUUCAACCUGAUCGCCCAUCUGAGGACACACACUGGAGAGAGACCCUUUCAGUGUGGGACCUGCGGGAAGAGCUUCUGUCAGAGAGGGAAUCUGAACGUUCACAUGAGGACACACACAGGCGAGAAGCCGUUUCUAUGUCUCUCCUGUGGAAAGCGCUUCCAGAGGAAAGGUAAUUUAAUGGCUCAUAUGACAACACACAGCUAGCUGAGGACUCUAGCAUCCCCUUGAACAUUCUUCUUCUUCAGCAACACCUGGAGGUGCCAUGAUGGACUGGACUGGUCUAUAGGUGGGUCUCCAGGACCUCAGCAUGGCUUUUUGUUAGCUUCCUAUGUGAAUUAAAGUAAUUAAAGUAGUCUUCUUAACAGAGAGAAACAGUUAUAAUAUAAACUUUUA
This is a messenger RNA of Poecilia reticulata (guppy), 1943 nucleotides long. RefSeq lists its product as uncharacterized. The record is from RefSeq and is a predicted model, not a curated record. Gene Ontology annotation, cellular component: nucleus. Lineage: Eukaryota; Metazoa; Chordata; Actinopteri; Cyprinodontiformes; Poeciliidae. Gene Ontology annotation, biological process: regulation of transcription by RNA polymerase II. Gene Ontology annotation, molecular function: DNA-binding transcription factor activity, RNA polymerase II-specific.